Aspergillus clavatus NRRL 1 is the source of this 1734-nucleotide messenger RNA. Its product is annotated as SD08430p. The transcript has 2 exons. NCBI's taxonomy places the organism in Eukaryota, Fungi, Ascomycota, Eurotiomycetes, Eurotiales, Aspergillaceae. The record is from RefSeq and is a predicted model, not a curated record. The coding region runs from base 1 to 1734 and encodes 577 amino acids. Gene Ontology annotation, cellular component: membrane. Gene Ontology annotation, molecular function: acetyl-CoA transmembrane transporter activity.
AUGAAGACCAAGGGCCGCACAGUCUCCAGACGUCGCUCCAAACCGAGCUUGACUGUGGCAACCGGCAAGCAGAACGGCAAUGCUGGCGGCGAGAUGCACUCCAACAUCGAAAUGCGCAAGAGGGACACCUCCCUCGAGUCCUCCGCCUCCCGGGCCUCCCGGUUGAUGUCCCGACAGAGCUUCUCUCUGAAUGAUGACCCGCCGAUCACCCCGCAGACGCCGGCCAUGGUGAAUACAAGCUUCGCCAACCUGCCGGCCUCCGAUCGGCGGAACUUUUUGCUGCUGUGUGUGUUGUAUUUUCUGCAGGGUGUACCGAUGGGGUUGGCCACGGGGUCCGUCCCGUUCCUGCUCAAACCCUACCUGUCCUACGGCCAGAUCGGUGUUUUCUCGCUGGCGUCCUAUCCGUAUUCGUUGAAGCUGCUGUGGAGUCCCAUCGUCGACGCGGUCUGGAGCCGGAGGUUCGGUCGACGGAAGAGCUGGAUCACUCCCGUGCAGGUCAUUGCGGGCCUGGCGAUGAUCUACCUGGGCACCCAGAUCGAGGAUAUGAUGGUCCAAGCUGGCGCCAAUGGCGGUGCGGGUGUCUGGAGCUUCACCUGCUGGUGGUUCCUGCUGGUGUUCUUCUGUGCCACACAGGAUAUUGCGGUGGAUGGCUGGGCCAUCACGUUGAUGUCGCCGCCCAACAUCUCCUAUGCCUCGACGGCUCAGACUGUCGGAUUGACGGCGGGACACUUUCUGUCCUACACGGUGUUUCUGGCGUUCAACUCCAAGGACUUUGCGAAUCGCUGGUUCCGGGCAAUUCCUGGGGAGAACGGUCUCCUGUCGUUGGGCACGUACCUGACCUUCUGGGGCUGGGCCUACCUGUUCGUGACUGUCUGUCUCGCUCUCCUGAAGAAGGAAGACAAGACGAGGGAACGGGACAGUAUUAUGGACGUGUACCGGAGCAUGUGGAAUAUCCUGAAGCUCAAGAACAUCCAGACGAUCAUUGUGAUCCAUCUCAUCGCCAAGAUUGGGUUCCAGGCCAAUGACGCGGUCACCAGCUUGAAGCUGCUGGACAAGGGAUUUGGCACGGACAACAUGGCCCUGGUCGUUCUGAUCGAUUUCCCGUUCGAGAUCGGCCUGGGAUACUACGCUGGGAAGUGGUCGACGGAGUAUACCCCCAUGCGACUGUGGUGCUGGGCUUUUAUCGGACGACUGGCCGCGGCGGUACUAGCUCAGGCAGCCGUCAUGGUCUACCCCGCUGGCGACGCCGUUCCAUUCUGGUACAUCCUGGUGGUGAUUGGGGAGCAUGUGUUUUCGACGUUUAUGAACACGGUCAUGUUUGUUGCCGUGUCUGCGUUCCAUGCGCGCAUUGCGGAUCCUGCCAUUGGCGGCACCUACAUGACCAUGCUUGCUACCGUCUCCAACCUGGGCGGCACAUUCCCGCGCUAUUUUAUCCUGAAAUUCGUCGACUUCUUCACCGUGGCUACUUGUAUCCCUCCCGCCGUGGCGCCUGCAGCCGAGAAGCUCAAGGGUGACUUGGUCACGUCUGCGUUCUCGUGCGCCUUGGAGCCCGACAAGAACCGCUGUCUGAAUGGCGGUGGCGUUUGCGAGACCAGCCGCGACGGCUACUACAUCACCAACGCCCUCUGCGUGCUCCUUGGAACCGUCACCUUCGUCAUGUUUAUCAGGCCGGCGGUCCUGAAGCUCCAGAAUCUGCCACUGAGGGCCUGGAGAUUAAGCAACGGGAACCGAUAG